Messenger RNA from Dimorphilus gyrociliatus, 1805 nucleotides. The record is from the annotation of a GenBank genome assembly. NCBI's taxonomy places the organism in Eukaryota, Metazoa, Annelida, Polychaeta, Dinophilidae.
ACUAUAAGUGUAUUGCUGUGCUACCACGUGCUGCAAUGGUGUAAAGAUAUGGAAAUCAAGUAAAAAAAGAAGAAACAUCAUAAAAAUAGAGAGAUUGAGAGAAUAUUUUCAGUGUAUUUAGCGUUUUUUCUCCCUCGAUAUUUAAUAUUAAAGCGUCUAUUAAAUAUAUUGAAAUAUUUCAUCAUACCGAUGUGUUUGAACACCUUUAUUUCUCAACUUGCUGUUAUUCAUUUAUUUCUUCCGUGAUAUUGUUGUUGUGUUUUUCAUCAUUAUAUAUUCUUAUUUAAAACGAAUAUAUGAGAAAUAUGGAGAAAGAUUACCAUCCACCCGGAAACUGGUUUACUUCGAUGAGGUUUCUCGUUGCUUUAUUAGGAUUUUUUGGCUUUUUUAAUAUGAAUGCAAUGAGAGGAUCAAUGAGCUUUGCUAUUGUUUGUAUGGUUAAACCAGUUAAUUUAAACGUUACCACUUGGUCGAAUACUACAAAUACGACCUUAUACUGUCCUUGGGCCGUUCGGACGGGUAAUCAUACAAUAGAAGAAUCAUUUAGUAAUGAGUUUGCAUGGUCGAAAGAAAUACAGAGUUUGAUAUUAGGUUCAUUUUUCUGGGGAUACUGCAUAUCUCAAAUACCCGGCGGUUGGUUGGCUGAUUCUAUCGGUGGUCGUAGAAUACUUACCUUCGGUAUACUUCUCGCCUCGUUAUGCACCCUAUUAGCCCCAAUUGCUGCAAGGUUUCAUUAUAUAACUCUCAUUGUUAUAAGAUUUCUAACUGGAUUAGGGUCUGGAGUUUCUUAUCCAGCGAUGCACGCUCUUUGGGGAAAAUGGGCUCCACCUUCGGAAAGAUCGAGAUUAACUUCUAUAAGUUACGCCGGUAGUAUGCUAGGAGUUGUAUUAGUAAUGCCGAUAUCAGCGUCCUUCUGCGACUCGAGAAUAGAUAAUGGAUGGCCAUUAAUAUUCUAUACUUUGGGUGGUUCAAGUUUAUUAUGGAUAAUUCUAUGGCAAUUCUUAGUAAGCGAUACACCGGCGGAAAGUAGGAGAAUCUCUAGAGCGGAGAAGGAUUAUAUAAUAAAAUCGUUGAAAGAUGUAAUAACCUACGAUGAAAAUAAGUUGUCCCAUUUCUGUUCGGUACCCUGGCUAUCAUUUGCUAGUUCGAUGGCUGUCUGGGCAAUAGUUGUUGCAAAUAUAACAUCGGAUUGGGGAAUGUAUACAAUAGAAACAAAUAUGCCUACCUAUUUAGCGGAAGUUUUAAAAUUUGAUGUAAAAUCAAAUGGCUUCUUCUCAGCAAUACCCUAUAUAUACUUUUGGAUUAAUAUCCUAAUUAGCGGUCUAAUUGCCGAUAAACUACGAUCGAAGUGCUUAAGUACCAAAAAUACAAGAAAGCUCUUGAAUACUUUUGGUCAAGCAUGUCUCUGUAUAAGUUUUAUAGCAAUAUCCUUUAUGGAUUGUACAAAUUGGUUGGUGGCUGUAAUAAUGCUGGCCAUUGGAACAGGAGCUAUUGGUUUUUCUUUUAGUGGUUUUUUGGUUAAUCACGUUGAUAUAGCUCCAGCCUAUGCAGGCGCAUUGAUGGGUAUUAGUAAUUCAGUUGCGGCACUAGUAUCUGGUUUUGGCGCACCUUAUGUUAUAGGAAUUUUAACUCCUGAUUCAACCCCCGAACAAUGGAAGACUGUAUUUUUUGUCGCGGCAAGUGUUGUAGCUUUUGGGGUCCUAAUAUAUGGAAUAUUUGCACAAGGAAGUGUUCAAGAAUGGGCUAAACCAAAGUCGAUGAAAGAAAACAAGGAAAUGGUUAAAUUAACAGAAUUAAAUGCUUAA